Arabidopsis thaliana (thale cress) is the source of this 264-nucleotide messenger RNA. RefSeq lists its product as uncharacterized. The coding region runs from base 1 to 264 and encodes 87 amino acids. The transcript has 2 exons. The record is from RefSeq and is marked reviewed. Lineage: Eukaryota; Viridiplantae; Streptophyta; Magnoliopsida; Brassicales; Brassicaceae.
AUGAUCAAAGGAGGUGGUCGUACUUCCGGCGACCGCGGCAGUCCUGACGACGGUAGGGGUUAUGACGACUGCGGCGGCCCAACAACGGCAACAACGUGGCAUGGCGACUGCGGCUACUCUGACAAUGGCGGUAGCACCCAAAACAGUGCGGCUGCUCUGAUAGCGGUGGCAGUGGAUCCGAUGGUGGUGAUAGUUCCAGCAGCGGUAGUUGUGGUGGUGGUUAGUGGUAAUAGUUCCGGCAGCGGUGGUUGUGGUGGUGGUUAG